This is a messenger RNA of Dinoponera quadriceps, 2276 nucleotides long. It is a transcript of the gene Phm, whose product is annotated as peptidylglycine alpha-hydroxylating monooxygenase. Gene Ontology annotation, molecular function: copper ion binding; oxidoreductase activity, acting on paired donors, with incorporation or reduction of molecular oxygen, reduced ascorbate as one donor, and incorporation of one atom of oxygen. NCBI's taxonomy places the organism in Eukaryota, Metazoa, Arthropoda, Insecta, Hymenoptera, Formicidae. Gene Ontology annotation, cellular component: membrane; extracellular region. The coding region runs from base 1 to 993 and encodes 330 amino acids. The transcript is spliced from 3 exons. The record is from RefSeq and is a predicted model, not a curated record. Gene Ontology annotation, biological process: peptide metabolic process.
AUGUGGAAGAAACGUGUAUUGAUAUGUUGUCUCGCGAUUUUCCUGAAGUUUACGCGUUGUUACGCCGAGAAGUAUUCUCUUCUCAUGCCGAACGUGAAGCCGAACACGCCCGAACUGUACUUAUGUACUCCGAUCAAGAUAGACUAUACAAAAAAUUACUAUAUAACUGGUUUCGAGCCAAAUGCAACGAUGGGAACGACUCAUCACAUGCUUAUCUACGGUUGCACAAGACCAGGUAGUUCAAUGUCAAUUUGGAAUUGCGGAGAAAUGGCACAGCCCACGAGUAGGCACAACACUGCGCCUCCUUGUAGUCAAGGAUCUCAGGUUAUUUACGCAUGGGCGAGGGAUGCUCCAAGGUUGGAUCUACCAGAAGGAGUAGGCUUCAAAGUAGGUGGUGACUCUCCCAUAAAGUACUUAGUGCUGCAGGUGCACUAUGCACAUAUUGAUCACUUCAAGGACGGCAGUACAGAUGACUCAGGUGUGUUUCUGCAUUACACGACGCACCCGCUGAACAAGCUGGCUGGUGUCAUCCUGUUAGGGACAGGUGGUGUCAUUCCACCUAGAAAAACGGUACAUAUGGAGUCGUCGUGCCUGAUAACAGAGAACAAAACUAUUUAUCCGUUUGCAUAUAGAACGCACACUCACUCGUUGGGUAAAGUAGUAUCGGGCUACGUGGUGAAGCCGAACGACGAAUGGAUCGAACUCGGUAAGAGGGAUCCUCUGACGCCUCAGAUGUUUUACCCGGUAACUAACAGAGUUCCGGUCACGUACGGCGACAUAUUGGCGGCUCGUUGCACGAUGGAAAGUACGCGUGAUAGGUUCACCGUCGUGGGCGAAACGAAUCAAGACGAGAUGUGUAACAUGUACAUUAUGUAUUACGUCGAGAAUGACACUCCGCUCGAGCGGAAAUAUUGCUUCACCACAGGGCCGCCUACUUACUAUUGGAAGGGCAAGCUAAAUAAUAUUCCCGAUGAAGAGGCGUCCAGUCUAUAACGUAUCAAACUACGGUCGGUCCGGUGCAACAAUGAAUCAAUUUUGCAAGAUUACGACGAAUUGAGCGAGAUCUAAUCUGAACAGUUUUAUAGACUGUAAAUGCAUUUUCAUUUAAUAAGAUAGAAUCCAUACGUAAAUAUUAAGCCGUCCUAAUAAUUUAAAUUCUAAUAUGUCGGUCGUUUCUCGCUUCCGAUGCAAUUCAUAUAUGAAUUUGCUCCCGAUUCAUCUUGACGCGGGAUUUCAUUUACAGCAGUUCCAUACUCAGGAAAUAUGGAUUUUUGGUUCAGUAAGACCGUUUUAAUCGACGCACGGAUCGUCUCAAGUUCAUUUAUAAAUUAUGCUCGUGAACACAGCUGAGGAUUUUGCGAAUGUGUCGUACUUAUUUACAUAUGAGUAAUUUCUAAGAGACUUGUUGCCAAUAUGUAACAAUGGAACAUCUAUUCUUGUCAAUUGUUAUAAAUGUACAAUUGUAACUUGCAGCGAUCGGCUGUAUGUCGAGCGACACUAAGUAGAUGAUAUUCAGAACUUCCGAAGGUCGCUAGUCUUUCGGCAAUCAGUUGUUCGUAUGUCUAAUCAAUGAUUGCGUUGUGAUUUAUAAUGUACUUAGUUACGAGAUUACUACAGGCUGCAUAAUUUAAUCUCAGUGAUAAUUCAAUCUCAGUUUGCGAGAAUUUUAUUUCCUUAAGCGUUUGCUAAACGUACGUUUUUAUUUGUUGACCAGAACUCCAUGCGGAUGUGAUAACGCUAAGCUUAGGCCUAGUAUCUCAGUCUUUUAUUUAUUUAUACACGUUUGGCAAAACAAUCACUGAAAGUCACAAAUAAAGUCACAACGUUAUGCGUUUAAAUAAUCUCCAGUCAAUAGUAUACUGAAGAUGUUGCAUUUUAAAAUAAUUUAUUUUAGCAUAUACUUCGAAUCCGAGCGGAUUCUAAAUAUGACUAUGAUGAAUAGGUGCAAUAAUUCAUGACUCGUUGAUCGUGAUAAUAUAUACAUGUAAUUACACUUGUUUCUUGUCAUCUAAAAAGAUGUUUUAGACUAUUUGGGUUGUAUAUAUAUGAAUUAAUUACGUUUAAUUAUAUCCUUCUAACGCAUACAUUGUGUUAUAUAUACGAAGUCAUGACAAAAUUGGUGAUACCGUGUUAUAUUGGUGCAUAAAAAUGUAUUUUAAUCGAUAAUUUAGGAAGUACCAUUCGAAAUUCGAACACUUCUGCGGCAUGUGAGACAUUGAUGUAAAUCGAAGGAAAAAGAGAAGGAGAAAGAGAUAUAUCACUAUUUCCAAACGUUA